CAGACCUCUCCCAUUACCACAGGCAAGAAAAAAGACCCAAACUUUAGUUUCUUCUCUGAACUUUCCUUCUCUCUGUUUUUCUAUUUCAUCCUUAGUUCCUGCUAAGAAUUUAGCUACCUAAGUGUGUAGCCUGACCGAUCAAACCAACCCAAAACUUCCAUGUAAGAGAAACAAAUUCCAAAUCCGAAUAGAGUCGUUCUCCAGUUUCCUUCUUUUAAGGAUCCCAGAAAUUACCUUUGCUUGUUGAAUUGUAAAACUUUUAGCUCUUAUAAAAGAGAAGAAAGAAGAAGAAGAAAAAGUGUUUUCUGUUUCUUUUGAAGUGUUCGUUUCUCUCUGAUGGGCAACUGCUUGUUUUAUUCAACUAGAAUCGAUUCCAGCCAAAGCCCCCAAGCAACUUCUGCAUCAGGAGGCUCUAGAGUUUCUAGCAAAACCACUCGUUCGAGCUUGACCAUCCCAUCUUUCAGUGAUACAAGUAGUAGUAAUGGGUGUCUUCCAACGCCAAGGACCGAAGAAGAAAUAUUGGCAUCUCCCAAUUUGAAACCUUUCUCGUUCAGUGAGUUGAAGAAUGCCACCAGAAACUUUCGUCCCGACAGUCUUCUUGGUGAAGGUGGCUUUGGGUAUGUCUUUAAAGGAUGGAUUGAUGAGCACACAUUAGCUGCUGCUAGACCUGGCUCAGGAAUGGUUAUUGCUGUCAAGAAACUUAAACCCGAAGGUUUCCAAGGCCACAAAGAGUGGCUGACCGAAGUUGAUUAUCUCGGGCAACUUCACCACCCGAAUCUAGUUAAGUUGAUUGGAUAUUGUUCAGAGGGUGAAUACCGUCUUUUGGUCUAUGAGUUCAUGCCUAAAGGAAGCUUAGAGAAUCAUCUUUUUAGACGAGGGCCGCAGCCACUAUCUUGGGCGGUGAGGCUUAAGGUCGCCAUAGGUGCUGCUAGAGGGCUCUCUUUUCUUCACGAUUUGAAAUCGCAAGUCAUAUACCGUGAUUUUAAAGCUUCAAACAUUCUACUAGAUGCGGAAUUCAACGCAAAACUUUCGGAUUUUGGAUUGGCCAAGGCAGGGCCUACUGGUGAUAGGACUCAUGUAUCGACUCAGGUUAUGGGUACUCAAGGCUAUGCAGCACCUGAAUACGUUGCUACAGGUCGGUUGACGGCUAAGAGUGAUGUAUACAGCUUUGGAGUUGUUUUACUUGAACUAUUGUCUGGUCGACGAGCUGUUGAUAAAACAAAAGUCGGUGUGGAGCAGAGUCUAGUAGACUGGGCAAAACCAUAUCUGGGUGACAAAAGAAAACUAUUUCGAAUCAUGGACACCAGGUUGGGCGGCCAGUACCCUCAGAAAGGCGCCUAUACCGCAGCUACUCUUGCUUUACAGUGCCUAAAUAGCGAAGCUAAACUCAGGCCUCGAAUGUCGGAAGUUUUGGCAGCACUGGAGCAACUAGAAGCCCCCAAAACUGCUUUGAAACACUAUCAACCGGAACAGCACCCGGUUGCACUUCCUGUUCGGAGAUCCCCAAAGCGACAGCAUCACUCACCUAUGCAUCUAACACCCAAUGCAUCUCCAUUACCAUCUCACAACAGGCAGUCUCCACGAGUACAUUGAAUCCAUCUGUAAAUUUUCUUACUGUAUUCAUAUAUUUUCUUAUUGCUUAUGAUAAAGUUUUUGAGCGUGUAUUUUUUUUAAUGCAAUUAUGCAUUUCAUAUAAAAAAACACCUUUUGUUG
This is a messenger RNA of Hibiscus syriacus, 1713 nucleotides long. Its product is annotated as probable serine/threonine-protein kinase PBL3. The record is from RefSeq and is a predicted model, not a curated record. Gene Ontology annotation, molecular function: protein kinase activity; ATP binding. Lineage: Eukaryota; Viridiplantae; Streptophyta; Magnoliopsida; Malvales; Malvaceae. Bases 337 to 1593 code for a protein of 418 amino acids. The transcript has 6 exons. Gene Ontology annotation, biological process: protein phosphorylation.